Molecule: messenger RNA, 1872 nt
Organism: Stylonychia lemnae
Lineage: Eukaryota; Ciliophora; Spirotrichea; Sporadotrichida; Oxytrichidae
Source: the annotation of a GenBank genome assembly
AUGUCUAGAUUUGUGUCAACUCCAUUGCUUGUACCGUUCUAAGUGGGUUCCAUAAAGUAGAUAUUACCUAACAAUAAGAUAAAUUAAAAAAGGAAAAAAUCAACCAAAGAAUAAAAAGAGCAGAUCAAAUCAAAGGAUUACCAAUAGUUGAUUGUGCCUUACAGUUUUAAGCCGAAAGAAAAGUAACUGGUUUCAUUCGAUUAAAGACCUAAGAAAGUCAAGAAUCUUUUAAUGAUAACUUAUGAAAAUUCAAAAGAUGAGAGUUUGAAGGAAAUAAUCGAACUUCAAGAACAGCUUAGAGACAUUGGAUUAAUAACCAAGAAAUAAAAUACAAGGGGUCCAUCAUAAGAUUUUGAUGAUAUAAUGGGAAAGGAUAUGCAGUCUUACUAUGAUUAGCAGCUUGCAGCUCGACAAAAUGCAAAAACUUCCUAUCAGCAGUUCAAAGAGAAAUAUGGCGAUAAGAUGAGAGACGCAUCUAGAAAUUAAGUGAUUUAAGAUUAACUCUUGAUAACAGAAUUGGAUGAUUACAUAUUCGAAGAUAAGCAAUUUAUGCCAAGAGUAAUUAAAACUAGCCAGCAAACCAAAAGAAGUGAGAGAAAUUCACUGCCAAGAGCUUAAUCUUUACUUAAGAAAAAUAAUCAACAGAUUAGAUCGCCAAUAAAUAAUCAUAAGACUUUAUCAAUUAACUCACAAGCUAGGCCGAUCACAAGUCACUAAUAAAUGAAGAAGCAAAACACACUUGGUGAGUUAUCUCUAUCAUCUAGCGUAAACUAAAAUGUCUUCCCUAUUGAUGUAUUAAUAUCAAGGCCUAAAUCUAAACUUUUAUCUAUCGAUAUAGAUAAGCCCUUCAUAGAAUUCCUUACUAAAGACAAGGUAAACCCUCAAAGUGUAUAUCAAAAGGUAAAUAUAGCAACUGAUUAUAACAUGGACAUUGCUACUUAACCUAGAUUAAAUGAAAAUGAUUACCAAAAGAUGAAGGGUCAUGGAGGUUUUCCUCACUAUAAAAAAAGAAAAAGCGUUAAUGGAGGAAAGCAAACUCCUCUAAGAGAAAGAAGCUAAGGUUAAGGAUCAAAUAUUCAUCAUCCUUAAUCUCCAUAUUUGAAAAGAGUUUCGCAUGGGAAAUUUUCAAAUGAUUUCAGCUAGAAGUAACUUCAAAAUCUGAAAGUAUCUUUACAAUCUGAAAAUACUUUUCAUACCCCAAAUGACCAUACUUUAGGAUAAAGCAAUAGCUCACAUCAUCUAGAAAAAGCAUAAAGUAUGACUAGAUUUAAAUUUAACAUGGCUUAUAAUAACCUCAAGAAUAAGUUAACUAAAGAGUAACUAUUUUCAAAGAUAUAUUAAAAUCAAAAUAAUUUGCUUUAACAGCAGCAAAACACUCAGAAAUAGUUCACAACAUCUAAUUCAAAAAGAUCAAUAGUUACAGCUAAAGAUAGAUUCAAUUAGUAUAAGCAUUAAAGAAAUCAGUAAAUGAUCAUCCAAGCUUAGCCCUUUUACAAGAUGUUUGACAACAAUUAGAUGAUGGCUGAUGAUGAUAUGCCAAUCAAAAUUGUUCAGAAUGCUUUUAUAGUAAGACCUAAACAUAACUAGAUAAAUUUCAAGUACUUAUAAAACAAUGUUAAGAAAUAUGACUAAGACAUUCAAACUACCUCUACUUUCUAACCAUCUCCAUAGAAUAACUCGUAUCUGAAGGCAAAACUGAACUAAGGAGGAGAGAGUUUUGAACUUAUUACAAAUGAAUUAGUCAAUGAAACGAGACUUAUAAGCGAUCGAGGGUUAAUUCAUGAUGUACAAAUGUUUAACUAGAAUGGCACAUCUAGUGGUUUCAAAGUAUCUAUUUACAAAUAAGACAGUAAGAUUAAUGAAGAUAACUGA